ACAUCUGUUAUAUGGACUGUGGCCAGCCUUAAAUCUGGUUAUUGCUGUUUGGAACGUGCUGCUGAAAAUCAGACUUAAAAAGGCUUUUCCUCUUAAUGCACAGCUUAUUCUGUCUCUUGUUUCACAGGGAAGAAAAGCUGAUUUAGUAAUUGAAAUGGAUGCAAUACUAAAUUACAGGUCAGAAGAUACUGAAGAUUACUACAUGUUACUGGGAUGUGAUGAACUAUCUUCGGUUGAACAAAUCCUGGCGGAAUUUAAAGCCAAAGCCUUGGAAUGUCACCCUGACAAGCAUCCUGAAAACUCCAAAGCUGUGGAGACUUUUCAGAAACUGCAGAAGGCAAAGGAAAUUCUGACUAAUACAGAGAGUCGUGCCCGGUAUGACCAUUGGCGAAGGAGCCAGAUGUCAAUGCCAUUCCAGCAGUGGGAAGCUUUGAGUGAUUCGGUGAAAACAUCAAUGCACUGGGCUGUCAGAGGUAAAAAAGAUCUGAUGCUGGAAGAAUCUGACCAAGUUCAUACCAACCAGAUUGAAAAUGAGGAACGGAACAAGCAAAGAGAAAUAAAGAAAGAGAAGCUGGGUUCAACCACAGAGAAAAUGGAGCAAAAAGAAUCCAACUCCUUGGAGAAGUCAUUCUCCCCGCAAAAUCUGGAUUCUCCAAUCUUUUCAGAUGUGAACUCUUGGCACCUUCGUUUCCGCUGGUCUGGGGACGCUCCCUCAGAACUCCUGAGGAAAUUCAGAAAUUAUGAAAUAUGAAAAGUGCUCAGUAGGAGAGAGAGAGAGCAAGACCAUCUCCCGUGCUGCCAACAAGUCUUUGUUUGAAUCUUAAAAACGUUAUGUUUCUCUGUCAUGUUUGUGAAUUGCUCAGUACCGAUUGAUUCCUCCAUCCUUGAACCCAUUCUAACAAAAUGUGUGUUUUCAAUGAGAACAUUUUCA
Messenger RNA from Leopardus geoffroyi (Geoffroy's cat), 931 nucleotides. RefSeq names its product DnaJ heat shock protein family (Hsp40) member C12 (gene DNAJC12). The record is from RefSeq and is a predicted model, not a curated record. NCBI's taxonomy places the organism in Eukaryota, Metazoa, Chordata, Mammalia, Carnivora, Felidae. Gene Ontology annotation, cellular component: cytoplasm. The transcript is spliced from 5 exons. The coding region runs from base 155 to 751 and encodes 198 amino acids.